This is a messenger RNA of Chlorocebus sabaeus (green monkey), 3966 nucleotides long. It is a transcript of the gene C1QL3, whose product is annotated as complement C1q like 3. The record is from RefSeq and is a predicted model, not a curated record. Gene Ontology annotation, molecular function: protein binding. Lineage: Eukaryota; Metazoa; Chordata; Mammalia; Primates; Cercopithecidae.
CUCCUCUUCUCCUGGCAGGUGGUACCCAGGCAGAAUUCUGCCUUCAGUCUCUCUCUCGCUCCGCUCCCGGCCGUGAGGCGCUCGCCGCUGCUCGCUCGCUCCUCCACCCCAGCCCCGAGCCUCGCCGAGCCGACAGUGCCCGCCGCCGCCGCCGCUGGGCGAACCCGGGGGACGCCCGGGCCCACGCGGGGCUUUGGGGUGCGCGUCUAUUCGAGUUGUGGUGGUGGCAAAGGAGGAAGAGAGAAAGGAGGCAAUUAAAAAAAAAAGGCAGCGGACGGGCGAACUGAGCGAGCGAAAGAAGAGGAGGAGGAGGCAGAAAAAGGCAACUUCAGACGGAAAGUUGGUGCGAACUGGCGCAGUCUGCAAAAACGGAAAAGUCGAUCGCAGGCGGCGGCGGCAUAAAAGUGUGAGCGGCCCGGGCGAGCGCAGGAGGCGGCGGCUGGCUCUGCCCUCCGGGUGGCCGCGCCGGAGCCCGCUGCAGCCACAGGUGCGAAGGAGCUCGCGGGAGGCGAGGGCGCCCCGCGCACCCCUCCCCCGACCCCCACCCCAGGCUCGGGACUUCGGCUCAAGUCACUGGGCGCCCGCGCUCCCUCCCCAGCCGCAGCCUCCGCGGGGGGAGCAGGAGUCGGCAGCAGCGGCCGGCGCGCGCCCGCCCAGGGGAGUUGGGGUUCGCAGGGGGUUGUUUUCGGCUCUGAAGAGGUCCCCGCCCAACCUUCAAAAUUCUGUCCAAAAGCAGACAAGAGGAUCGCCCCGCGCUGAGCCGGCUGGUGGGCAGCAGGAGGCGCCUGAUUGCCGCCGGGGCGCUGGGGGUGGUGAUGGUGCUGCUGCUGGUGAUCCUCAUCCCGGUGCUGGUGAGCUCGGCCGGCACGUCGGCGCACUACGAGAUGCUGGGCACCUGCCGCAUGGUCUGCGACCCCUACGGGGGCACCAAGGCGCCCAGCACCGCUGCCACGCCCGACCGCGGCCUCAUGCAGUCCCUGCCCACCUUCAUCCAGGGCCCCAAAGGCGAGGCCGGCCGACCCGGGAAGGCGGGUCCGCGCGGGCCCCCCGGAGAGCCCGGGCCGCCGGGCCCCAUGGGGCCCCCGGGCGAGAAGGGCGAGCCGGGCCGCCAAGGCCUGCCGGGCCCGCCCGGGGCGCCCGGCCUGAACGCGGCCGGGGCCAUCAGCGCCGCCACCUACAGCACGGUGCCCAAGAUCGCCUUCUACGCCGGCCUCAAGCGGCAGCACGAAGGCUACGAGGUGCUUAAGUUCGACGACGUGGUCACCAACCUCGGAAACCACUACGACCCCACCACCGGCAAGUUCACCUGCUCCAUCCCGGGCAUCUACUUCUUCACCUACCACGUCCUGAUGCGCGGAGGGGACGGCACAAGCAUGUGGGCUGAUCUCUGCAAAAACAACCAGGUGCGUGCUAGCGCAAUUGCCCAGGAUGCUGAUCAGAAUUACGACUAUGCCAGUAACAGUGUGGUUCUUCAUUUGGAGCCGGGAGACGAAGUCUAUAUCAAAUUAGAUGGCGGGAAAGCCCAUGGAGGGAACAACAACAAAUACAGCACGUUUUCUGGAUUUAUUAUUUACGCUGACUGAUAAUGCAGAGACUAAGCUUAUCAUUCUGAGUUUGAACACUGGAUGCGUAUGGCUAACGUCAGUGAAUCAAGGAUCCCAGGGGAUGCCAAUGGCAGGGCACCUCGGUUGUGUAUAUGUGGGGAAAUCAAAUGCUACCUGACUCACAUCUGUAUUACUCAGAAACAUCAUGUAAAAAAUAUCAAAGCAAGAUAAGCAGAUGUGUGAUCCACUACCGCCAAAGCAAAUACUCCUUAUCGUUAGUGUCCAUGUGAAUGAAGUCCUAUAUAGAUCACAAAUUUUUAUAGACAAAUCUAAGACAUUGAAUUAUUUCUUCAAUAUAUAUGAUACUUUGGUGUACUGUGAUCUUGCUGCUUUUAUCCAUAUGUCGGCUUUGGUUCUUGUGAGUUUACCUGCUUAUUAUGAUACUUGGAGUCCAUUCAUAGCGUGGGGAAGAAUGAUUUUUACCCUGCAGGAGAAGGUCUAAUUGAAAUAAUGCUGCUUGUCCCCAAAGAAAUUGUUUGCCUUGUACUCUUGUUAACUUUAGAGCUAGACCUGGGAAUGAUUCUACUUCAAGCCUUAACCUGGAAUUUUCUGGAUUUGAGGGAAUUCCCAAGCCUAUGAUCAUUUUCACAUUUUCUUUUUCUUAUAUGAAUUUUCUUUUCUCUCUUUUCUGGUGAUAGUCUUUAAAAAUAGAGAUUGACAGUGUAUCAUAGGAUUACCCUCUAAGUGUGAAAAUGUGUAAUUAUGUGCGGUAUUUAGAAAAAGCCCUUAUGUGUCCAUUUUGUCAACUGAAUACAUUUAGAUUCACUGGGAAAGUCAGAGAAAUUUAUUCUUUAGUAUCAAAUCAAGCCGAGGCUUUUGCCAUCUUUGGAACAAAAGAUUAUUCACAACCCAAUGCACAAAGGUUUAAUUUGAGCUGCUGCAGAUGUCACCAAGGGGACACUAGGUGAGGCCUUCAAAUGGUUACUACAAGUCUGUGGCCUGAGGUUAUUUCAAAAUUAACAAUUUCACAUAUAACCAAUAUGACAAUAGUGUUUAUAUUUUAUACAAAUAUCUGCUAAACACACACACAUAUACUCACACACACAUAUAUAUGUUAGAUGAAAUGUUUUAUAUACAUAUAAAACAUAUACAUAUAAAACAUAUAUAUAUGGCUUUAUUCCAUAGGUCACAGUGGCUGUAUAGCCUCAAAAUUUUAAUAUAAAAAAGUAUAUGCAUAUAUAAACACACAAACAUGCAUAAAUUAUUUAACUUAUUUUGGGUUAAAAUAUAUUUUGAAUGACAAUAUAUGGAGUAGCAAAAAGAGUUAAAACAACUUCUCUUUAAGAGUUAUCUAGAAAAUUAAUUGUAUUAGGUAAAAAUGCCCUUUAUUUUACAGGUCUGUAAGUUAAGGCUAUGGUUGUUGUAUUACCAUAUGCCAAUCAAUACUUUAACUGCAUUCUGUGACAGAUUAUUGAUAUGAGGACUGCAGAUACCAAGUGGCUCUCCUUUGCAGUGUUUAUGAAUUAUAUGCAUUUGAGCUAUCAAUUUUUUUUCUUUUUUCUCAGGUGGACUGAAGCUGACAGUACAGUAGAUUUGGAGAGUAAUACAAAUCUUUUCUUGCUGGUUAGAACACACUGCCAAAAGCCAUCUCUUUCAUCUAAGGAAAAGAUUAAAAAUGCAUGUUGAUAUCUCCUAACUAUCACACAACUUCCACUAUUACAAUGAAAAAUCUGUUCCCCUUUCAUUGCCUUUGAAAACUCUUUGACAAGUAGAUUUCAAAAACAGAAAUUUUAAAAAUUUGCUUCCUUUACUGGUGAAGGACACUUGCAUUUUUUUUUAUAUAAAGGAAUUAAUUUGUUCUCCUGGCUCAUUCCUCUUUGUUACUUUCUGUUCCAAUACACAGAAAGCUUGAACAUCUCUGAUCAGCCAAAAUAUCUUUUAUUUAGUAAAGCUCAACUUCCCAAGAGUUAUGCAUGGUGUGCCUAUCUGAAGGUGGUGGUAGCUCUGCUGAAAUGCCUGCGUCUGAGUAACUGUCACGAUUUUUAUGAUUAAAAACAAACUUUUCAUCAAGAAUAAGGACAAAUUCUAAUUGGCCUUUGUGAUAUGUAAGAUAACUCAUAAAUGAAUCACAAUGGAUUUUAUUUCGAAUUAACUAUAUAUUUAUCAAAGAGGAAUUGGCAGCAAGGGUUUGGAGAAUAUUUUUAGGUGCCAAAUAGCAUAGUGAAGAUUCAACCAAAAGAUGAAUUUAUAAGCAGCAGUGGCCAUCACCUAAGUGUUUUAACUAAGAGUUUUUAAAAAUGCUUUAUUUACACAAAAUAUCACGGCUGGAUACCUUUUAAAGAGGAGGCUCUAGUAUCAGGCUGUCAUUUCCAAUAGAUCUGACCUUUUCUUCAGAUAAAUAAGCAUUAUUUUCUCUGUUUAG